AUGGCCCUUCUCGACCGGGCCAUUCAGUCAAUUUCCUUCCCGUCCCAGUCACUUUCCGCCGCCAUAGUCACACAAACUCUGUUGAUUCAUCCAUCCUUCGGGUGUAUCUGCGUGUUUGUCCAGCCUUGUGUUUCUAGCCUGUCUGCAUGUGCACCUCGGUACCGUCGUUUGCAUUUGCAUGUUUGCAUGCGCUCCUUCCGACAGUCAUUGUUCUUCACCUCUUUGGCCACCAGCCAAACCGACUGCCCAACCCGCCGACACAGCUACCCAGACCCAGCAACCGAUCACCUGAGCACAGCACAUCAACAUGAGCUACGCUUACGUUCAAGCGGGAAAAGAGGCUGUCCAGUCCACAAUUGA
Molecule: messenger RNA, 360 nt
Organism: Protopolystoma xenopodis
Lineage: Eukaryota; Metazoa; Platyhelminthes; Monogenea; Polystomatidea; Polystomatidae
Source: the annotation of a GenBank genome assembly